GUUCUCGCUUAGUCGCUACGAUACUCGAUUCUCGUGACGGUCUGUCGAUACGAGAGUGUGCGUGCCACGAUCAUUCCCGAUUAUAUUUAUCGCGAAACCCGGCUGCGCUUACUACUUGUUACGCGUGGCGGAGUGCGAGCAGAACAGGUGCGAGAGCGCGCGGAACACGUAAAACCGGCGAGGAAACGGAGACAGAAACAACGAGGGAAAGUACUGCCGGUUUAUAUGUAUGCAGUUUUUGCCGCCUCGCGCGACUUCGAAAGAUCGUUCACGGUUCCGGUGAAUAAGAACGCGUCGCGCGAUUAAUUCCGCGCACGUGGGUGUCGAGAUAGAACGUUGAGACGGAACGAGUGCCACACCGGGAGAGAAGGAAACGAGCGUCCAUUCGUCGGCAGAGUCGAGCCGUCAACCUGAAAGCAUUCCCCUCGACUCCAUUCCUCGGAUCGAUCUACCAAACACCGAGUGUUGUCGCGCGCGACACGAAUUCGUCCCCAGUGACAACGCGUAGUAAGAUCGUCGGUGAACAGAGUGUAAAUAGCGACACGGUGAGACGAGACACACUGGUCUCGGUGCGGCGGUUCAAGGGCGAGGCAGCUCGCGUAAGGGUCGAAGAGUCGACGCGUAGCGAGCCGUGAAGAGGAGAGGACUGGAGAACGAGUUUCCAACGAGGGGCUUUGUACGCCAGAAAUAAAUAGAGAUACAAAACGCGCGAAGUGGAAAGGUGGCAGAAUAGUCGGAGCCGGGCUGGUUUUCUGCGUGCGAUUCUCCUCUGGGUCAACGAUCUGUCGGAUCUCGCGUGCCUCGUGGACAGUGCCUGUCCGCUCUGUACGCGCAGCAACGGUAACGAACGAGCGGCGGCGGCGGCAGGUUGGCGGUCCGGUCGAUCGCUGGUUUUCUACGUCCGCGGCGAUAGCCGCACGUUUCACUAAGGAGUGAAAAGGCGGUCACUCGGUACGCCGUCGUGGCUGCUUUCACCCGGCGACGGAAUAAUGCCGAUCGCGCCUUAACGGUACGCCUGCUGCUUAUGCCUUCCGUGUUUCCCUUAACCGACGCCGGGAAAAUGAUCGCCGACCUCGGGUAAUCGCGUUUCGUGCGCGCCUGCGACGAGUCCGGUUUUCUUUAUCUACUAAAAUUCUUUUCGGUCGUUCAAGCCAGUUGUGUGCCGCGAGUGCGCGCGUGUGUGUGCUUGUGUCCGUUCGGUAGUACAGUGGAUUCGGCUACCCGGUGCAGCGCGUCUCGUUCCGAGCGACUCGACGUAGCAUGGAAACCAAGAUGUACAUCAGCAACGAGCCGCAGAACAAUGGCCACACAGCCACCAAAUACGCGUCGACCAACUCGAUCCCCUCGAUGAUGGACAAAGAAUCGUCGUUCGCGAAACUGAUCGGCGCCGGUGGAAAUAGAAGAGAGUCGACCAGCAUUUUGCGCGACAACAAAGGAAGGCGACACAGCGUAUUGGAAGAUCUGAAAGCGCGAAGGGACAGUCUGUUCCAGAAGGCGAGACGCGGUAGCGUCGUCGAGGAAAAGGAGAAUGCAAAAGUGCAGAAGGAUAAGAGACGAGCGAGUGAAGGUGGCAGGCGUUGCUCCGUUUUCUACGUGACUCCGGACCUCCUCGAAGAGAACCAGGAACUGUUGGAGAAUGAGAGGAUACAGGCGGACCUCGAGGGGAAGAAGGGCCGCAGGAAAUCCUGGCAUAUACUCGCCAAGCCUCCGAAACUCGAUCGCAAGAGGAGAAAAGGCGUCGCCGGUGUCCCGGAGGUCGGAAGCACCGAUGGACUUUACCCGCAAACGAGACAAAAGAGGCCUUCCUGGUGGAACAUAUUCGUGCCUGACUCCGUAGCCAGAUCCAGGCGGAUGUCCCAGGAUGUCACACAUUCGAGAUCCUCCGAGAAUCUCACGGUCCCGUAUUUCAGGAGCAAAAGUCGCAGCGUCGACCAUGGAUUCGCCACGCCGUUCGACUGGGACUCGUCGAAGACUAAAGUCGAAGGACGCUUCGAGUCGGUCGACGAAUUUGCGAAGGAUUCCGACACGGAGAGCGAUGAUGGCUCGUCGAACCGGUUAAACUUUAACAUCAUCCCCUACACGGUGGGCGACAGGGACACGCUGACGUCGGUGGCCGCGAGGUUCGACACGACACCGUCCGAACUGAGCAAAUUCAACAAGCUCGGAACCACUUUCAUUUACCCCGGUCAACAGUUGUUGAUACCGGUGAACAAUGUGGAAGGAGAAGGUCGGACCAAACCCGGAAUCGACGCGCCUAGCCCGGUUCCUUGCGAUCACGAAUCCCAGGAUGAUCUACCUCCAGAAGAAAAAGAAUUGUUGGACAGCUUGAGGCCGGUGUCACCGAAACCUCCCAUAGAAAGGGUGAAGACCCCUCAAGGUGUUACGUGCUCAGUUAUAGAAGAACAAGAGCAACCGUUUAAAGAAAGAUUCCUGAAAAUUAACGUUCGCCAUAUCACCGAUGGUCAGGGCGUCGUUGGUGGAGUGCUACUGGUAACGCCGAACGCGGUCAUGUUCGACCCGAAUGUUUCCGAUCCGCUGGUUAUUGAACACGGAGCUGAAUCUUACGGCGUUAUCGUAUCGAAGGAAUUCAUAGUGAACGCUGCGAUUUACUACGACAUCGCGCAUAUGCGUGUUGGACACACGGAAUCCGGGAAGCUGGACAAAAAGCCGGAGAUUUAUUACAUGAAGAAACCCUCGCAGAGCGAGGAGGUCAAGUGUCAAUCACCGGAGAAGGAAGAAAGUUUCCCGGAAUUGGCUGCGACGGACGACAGCGAAAACGUGUAUUGCACCGAGAGGGACGGAGAUGCGUUUCCAAAGGCCUUUGAGAGAGACCUUGUCACUCCCACCAAUCUUGAAAACGAAGAAGACGCAACGGCAACCAAAGAGAAAGAAAAGGAGAAAGAAGAGAUUAAAGAGGACACUGGUGGUGGUCAAGCAAGUAGAACGUUAGAGGAACGUAGGCGUUCUUUGCUUGACCAUCAUUGGCCGAUUCCUAGCAAGGAUCAGCAACCGUGGCCAGUCGAAGACGAACAACAGAAUUCAUUGAAUUCUGAAAAAACAGACAGCGUAAAAUCGAAGCCGAUACCGGAAGGCGAAGAAGGAUCUCUAGUCAAACUGUCAUGCCACGACUCUGGUAUUGACAUACGUGACCCUAAUCCCCCUUUCCCAGUAGUUCAGCCUAACCCUACAAAGAAAGUAUACUCAGACGCAGAUAUUGUCUUAUCUUCAGAUUGGGUGCCUCCUAUUACUAUUGCCCCAACGAACGUUACGACUGAUUCACUAGACAGUGGUUCUGCCGUAAACGGUAGAAAAAAGGCGAGUUCGGUCUCUUUUAGCUUAGACAGUAAUAAUGCGGAGGAACCCGAGAAAGAUGAAGAGCACAAAGACGACGACAAACAGGAGACUCGUAGGAAUAAGAUGUUGAAACGAUUAUCGUAUCCUUUGUCGUGGAUGGAAGGUUUGACCGGCGAAAAAGAAGACGAUAAAUCUGGAUCUGAUAAAGUUUCGAGUCUUCCUAAUAGCGCGGACUCUCAUCACUCGUCGGUUUUCAGCAAAGUUUUCUCAAGCUCGCCGAUCAACCUGGUGAGUGACUUUAGCUCGGGCCUGUUUGCUAAAACUCCCAGCGAUGAGAGCGGCGGGGGCGGUAGGGCCGGAGGAACGCCUCCGCUUACCGCCUCCUCUCUCUCCCAGGACUCCACCAAUCCUCAGAUUUCACCUGGUCCAGGAGGGCUUAUGGGACGGUCUUCCGUGGGCACGUUCAUCAGACAGCAACCGCUUACUUCGUCGGGUAGCAGCAGCGUGGACAGUAGUCGGGGUAGUAAAACCUCGAGCACCGCGCUUCGAUUGGACUACCGCAGCAUGGUGUCUGUCGACGACAUGCCCGAGCUGUUCGCCAGCUUCGAUAUCCAUGCACCUAAUUUUCCCGAACUCGAAGGCCUCGAACUGAUACCGCGACCUGCCCAUUCCUGCGAGGAUCCCCCACUGUACCUGAGGCUGCGAACCGGAAGGCCCAAAGACAAGAAGAUCCGACGCUCGACGCCUAUUAUGAGUUACGGAAAGAAGAACUUACGGUCGGAAUACUGGUUCAGCAUACCGCGCAAUAGGGUGGACGACCUGUACAGGUUCAUUCACGCGUGGGUGCCGUCGCUAUAUGGAGAACUCGAUGAGAAUUACUGGCGGGAACAGGGGUACAUCUUGGCGGACACCGACACGGAUUUGUCGCCCGAAUUGUCGCCGCGCGAGGCCGAAAAACCAGGCGAAAUCUCCGAGGAAGGAAAAUCCCGCAGUCAAGACAGCGACGAGAUUGCGGACAUUACGAAGGAAUCAUGGGAGCUGAUCAAGGCCCCCUACGUAAAGCUGUACAGCAUCCUGAAGACGUCGAGCACAUCGGCGGAUUCCGAGCAGAUCCAGGACCCGGAGCAAUUGUCUAUGAGCGAGGAGCUCAGGCGAGCUCUAUACAAUGAUGUCUCCAUAGACAACGAAGUGAUCGUUCCCGAUCUGGUGGGCAACACCGAGAUUCUCAGCGACGACCACAGGGAACAACUCUGCCGGCAUCUGCCUGCCAGGGCGGAGGGCUACCCCUGGACCCUCGUCUUCAGCACUAGCCAACACGGCUUCAGUCUGAACAGCAUGUACAGGAAGAUGGCCAAAAUCGAGAGUCCGAUACUCCUCGUCAUCGAGGACACUGAAGGCAAUGUGUUCGGUGCAUUGACCUCGUGCGCACUGCAAGUGAGCGAUCACUUCUACGGAACCGGGGAGUCUCUGCUCUUCAAGUUCAAUCCUAAGUUCCAGGCGUUCCACUGGACCGGGGACAACCUUUAUUUCAUCAAAGGCAACAACGAGAGCCUCGCCAUCGGCGCUGGAGAUGGAAAAUUCGGACUGUGGCUGGACGGAGAUCUCUACCAGGGCAGGUCGCAGUCGUGCAGCACGUACGGUAACGAGCCGUUGGCGCCCCGAGAAGACUUCGUGGUAAAAACGUUGGAGUGCUGGGCGUUCAUAUAGGACACAGCCUCGUACAGCUUGUCCGCGACCUCGCCCUCGCCACAGCCUAAUUUGACCUGAAUCAAAAUCCCGGAAGAGUCUCGCGCGGAGGUUGAUCAUCCCUAGAGAGGAGGAAGCGUCCAUUUCGGAGCACAGGUUUCGAAGACAAUUGCGAGAAUAUUUCCAAGGGAGACAUUCUAUCAGAGGAGAUUAUAAAUGAAAACCUGAUCGAAACAGGAUUUACGAUUAACAGUUUAGCUCGAAUCAUCGUAUUCGAUAGACCCUUAGAGAGAGAAACAGACAGACAAACAAACAAGACAGAUCCCUACUCGUAUUUUUUUGCUAGAACGGGAGAUCGUCGGGCGCGUGUAUUCCUGGCUAAAGUAUGGAAGCAAGGAGAGAUAAGAUUAUGUAAUUAAUUGUGAUUUGUAUCGCGAUAAAAAUUCUUGAACGCUAAGAGAGACGAUGAGAUUAGAAUCUAAAGACAGGAACACUGAUAAGAGACAGUUGUCCAGCACGUUAGACCCGUGCGUUGAAACGUCGAAUGAAGGACUACGAAUGACUAUAACCGAUGAAUAGAUACGUCAUUUAAUCGUCCUAGGUUCGUUUUCUUUUUUUUUAAGUUGUCGUAUUUAUUUUAUUUUUUUAUAUAUAUAUAUAUUAUACAUGCACACGCAUAUGUGUGUUUCGCUGAAUGAAACGUUACUUUUUUUCCCCGUUAAUCAUGAUUAUUUCACGCGAUCGCGUGCCGUUCGAGGAAAGGAUCGAAGGAUCGACCACGAUAAUGAUUAUCUUUUCUUUUUUUUGUUACGAUUACAUAUUAAGAUCGUGGUGUUGCCUUCGAACUAGUCGCGAGUUUAAGUAAUAAUGUUAAGGAUUAACAGUCGCAUCGUGUCGAGAGAUUACCACGCCGACCGCAUCGGCGCGUAUUAUACGAUGAUCGAUGAUGAAAACGGGUAAACGAAGAGAGAAUGAGACGAGAGUGAAUGGUGAAUCGAGAUUGAAAGCGUAAUAUUUUUAAGAGAGACUGCGUCGUCCGCGAUCAGAAAAAACGGCGACGCGAGGAGAGGAUCAUACAAACGAAACCGUGAAUCGAUUGAUGAUCAUGCUGAUUUGGUAUGAUACCACGGACACAAAAAAAAAAACACGACACUACGUGAAAUGCUAACAAGAAAAACAACUAACCGUAUUUGUUGAUGUGUAGUUAUUGUAGAUAGAUAAAUGUACAUAUAUAUAUUACGAAAAAUCGUGUUUACGAUAUAAAGAUUAAUUUUAAAGAAAGAUAUACAGUAUAUGAUAGCACGCUAAAUGAGAAGACACACGUUGCAGAAGACAUUUUUCUGUGUAGCUCGUAAUGUUCCGAAGGACACACACUGAUGGUUGCGUAUAUUUGUGAAACACACACGCAUUUCCAUACACGUAAUCAAUCGAGCGGUGAAGAACACCGGCUCGGAUCGAUCCCAGCCGAUCGGUGACAGUAGACUUUAGGAGUAGAUCAACAGUUUUGAAAAACAGCGACACGAAGAUCACAUACGGAGAUCGAUUAUGGUUGACACGAAGAACGACGAAAGCAAUAGUAUAGGAGAAAACACGCAAACACACAGAAUUAAUUAAAACGCAACGUUUCUUGUGUUUCAACUGACCACAACGAACACACACGCCUGUGCCUCGCUUCGCUCUCUUUCUCUCCCUUUGCUAUACGCUAUAUUUACGUAGAGAGCACACAUGAUUCACGUACAGCAUUUUGAGUUACUCGCUUUGCGUACGAUCAGAGCCGAUGGAAGAAUAACGUUUCGUUGAGGAGCUCUCUUUUCUUGAUUGAGAGCUUAAAGACUUAGACAAUAACAAGAAAUUUCUUUUAUUUCUGUUUCGCACCGUAUCGAGCUUCCUGCGAAAUAAAGGAUUCGGAUUUCUCGAUUGGUUUUAAACCCUCCGCAUUUCGUGGAACUAGAAAGCUCGGGUUUAAAUCCUACUUUAAUCCAAAUCUGUUUAUAGAACAAAUGAUUGUUUCUGGCAGGAAACGAAAGAAUUUUUGCAAGAUCGUUGAACUUCUUUUUACGUCGCUUCGCUCGGCUCUGAAGAAUCAGUACACACACACACACACACACACACGUGCAGAAGGUAAUUACUAUCUGAGCUUAUAUAGUCUCUUACUAUGUGAAUUAUUAGGAUGAAUAUCGCGAGAUCAACCAUCGCGAGGGAAAAUAAUCUACCGUUUCUAUCGCUUUUUAAAUACGAACAUCUGUUCCGUCGUCGAUAACGACUGAGAAGAGAACGAGCGAUGUUUAACGAUUUUGUUAAACCGAAGGACGGAUUGCACAUCCGGCUAGACUCUUGAUAAUCAAUUUUGAUAAAUUGAUAUAUCCGAAACCGAGUUCCGAAAGGACGUUUUAAUAAAAGUGAACACCAUUUUGUACUGUGGACAAACCGGUUUCUCUACACUUUCAAAUAGAAACAGUUCCCAGCACUCGAUUCGUUUCUACGAUUUCCUGUCUUGCAGCCGGCUAUUUAUAAACCGAGACACUGAACGAUCUACGAUGAUUUAUUAAUGUUUGUAUGCAUACUUUAUCAAUCUCAUUGUAUUUUAUAUAUAAAUGGAAACAUCUGUUGACAAUUUAUUAUGCCGAAUGGAAAAUGAAAGAAAUCGUAGAUUCGGACGAGUCUCUCCGUGUGCACUGGUUACGAAACGCACUUCUAUCGAAGAAUGAAACCAGCAAAACGUCGAUAAAAAUUGAACGAACCUGAUGGAGCACGGUUUCGAGCAGAGAACACGUAGUAACUACGGGAAGCACAAAAAAAAAGACGUAGUUGUCUGUCAGCUUCGUUAGGGUAGUUAGUUCGUUAGAGAGUACGUUUGUACGCGAACAUUAGGGCGUUGCCUAGGUGCAUAAAGGAAAACCACAUUAGGGUUUUAUAGGCGUACUCUUGUGAUAUUAACGAGUUAAAA
Ceratina calcarata is the source of this 7927-nucleotide messenger RNA. RefSeq names its product TLD domain-containing protein mustard (gene mtd). The transcript has 19 exons. Gene Ontology annotation, cellular component: nucleus. The record is from RefSeq and is a predicted model, not a curated record. The coding region runs from base 1261 to 5001 and encodes 1246 amino acids. Gene Ontology annotation, biological process: response to oxidative stress. NCBI's taxonomy places the organism in Eukaryota, Metazoa, Arthropoda, Insecta, Hymenoptera, Apidae.